AUGGAUCAGCUCAUGCCUCCCAACAAUGUGACCGAAUUUGUUCUCCUGGGACUCACACAGAAUCCACAUUUGCAGAAAAUAUUCUUCAUUGUCUUUUUGCUCAUUUUCUUAUUUACUGUGCUGGCUAAUCUGCUCAUCGUUAUCACUAUCUCUCUUAGCACCACCCUUAAGGCUCCCAUGUACUUCUUUCUCACUUACUUGUCCUUCAUAGAUGCCUCCUACACCUGUGUCACCACCCCCAAGAUGAUCAUUGACCUGCUCUACCAGAGGAGAACCAUCUCCUUCGGGGGCUGCCUCACUCAGCUCUUUGUGGAGCACCUCCUGGGAGGAUCGGAGAUCAUCCUCCUCAUUGUCAUGGCCUAUGACCGCUAUGUGGCCAUCUGCAAGCCCCUGCACUACAUGACUAUAAUGAGACAGGGGCUCUGUCAUGUCUUGGUGGUGGUAGCUUGGAUUGGAGGCAUCCUGCAUGCCACUGUGCAGAUUCUUUUCAUGGUCAACUUGCCCUUCUGUGGGCCUAAUGUCAUCGACCACUUCAUGUGUGAUCUCUUCCCAUUGUUGAAACUUGCCUGCAGAGACACCUACAGGCUGGGAAUGGUGGUGGCAGCCAACAGUGGAGCUAUGUGCUUGCUCAUUUUCUCCAUGCUACUCAUCUCCUAUGUAGUUAUCUUGAGCUCCCUGAAAUCCCAUGGCUCUGAAGGACGGAGCAAAGCCCUCUCCACAUGUGGCUCCCACUUUACUGUCGUAGUACUCUUUUUUGUGCCUUGCAUAUUCACCUACAUGCGCCCAGUGGCCACCUACUCAGUAGACAAGCUGGUGACUGUGUUCUUUGCCAUCCUCACCCCUAUGUUAAAUCCUAUAAUUUACACAGUGAGAAACACAGAGGUGAAAAAUGCUAUGAGAAAUUUGUUAAAGAGGAGAGUAACUUAG
Tupaia belangeri chinensis (Chinese tree shrew) is the source of this 927-nucleotide messenger RNA. Its product is annotated as olfactory receptor 140. Gene Ontology annotation, molecular function: G protein-coupled receptor activity; olfactory receptor activity. The coding region runs from base 1 to 927 and encodes 308 amino acids. Gene Ontology annotation, biological process: G protein-coupled receptor signaling pathway. Lineage: Eukaryota; Metazoa; Chordata; Mammalia; Scandentia; Tupaiidae. Gene Ontology annotation, cellular component: membrane. The record is from RefSeq and is a predicted model, not a curated record. The transcript has a single exon.